AUGAUUUCUUCAAUUGAUUGCAGAAUGUCUGCUGCCGAAGUGGAGUUCAUUGCAGAGAAAGAACUUGUAGAAAUCGAACCGAAUUUCACAUACCCCAAGAUUUAUCUAAUUCAGGGUGAGUUUGGUCCAUUUGAAGCUGGAAUGCCUACACUUGUUCCACUGUGGUUGGCUGUUAAUUUCAAACAAAGAAGGCGUGCCCGUAUUCUGCCUCCUAGUUGGAUGAAUGUUGAGGAUUUGCAGAUGAAAAAACAAGAAGAAAUUGACAGCAAACUCUUUACUAAGAUGCCAUGUCCUCAUUACAUUGAAAUUGCUCAACUUUUGCUUAAACAGUGGUUAAAAUUAGAACCUUUUUGUUUGUUUUUUCUUUUUUCCUUUUUCCUUCUUUCUUUUUUUUUUUUUUUUUUUUCCUUUUUGUCCUUUUUUUAUUUUUUUUGUCUUUUUUUUUUUUUUUCUUUCUCUUUUUGUCCUUUUUUUUAUUUUCUUUGUCUUUUGGUACUUUUUUUUAAUUUUCUUUGUCUUUUGGUACUUUUUUUUAAUUUUCUUUGUCUUUUGGUACUUUUUUUUUAUUUUCUUUGUCUUUUUGUCCUUUUUUUUAUUUUCUUUGUCUUUUUGUCCUUUUUUUUUAUUUUCUUUGUCUUUUUGUCCUUUUUUUUUAUUUUCUUUGUCUUUUUGUCCUUUUUUUUAUUUUCUUUGUCUUUUUGUCCUUUUUUUUAUUUUCUUUGUCUUUUUGUCCUUUUUUUUUAUUUUCUUUGUCUUUUUGUCCUUUUUUUUUAUUUUCUUUGUCUUUUUGUCCUUUUUUUUUAUUUUCUUUGUCUUUUUGUCCUUUUUUUUUAUUUUCUUUGUCUUUUUGUCCUUUUUUUUAUUUUCUUUUUUUUUCCUUUUUUUUUUUUCUUUGUCUUUUUGUCCUUUUUUUUUUAUUUUCUUUGUUUUUUUGUCUUUUUUUUUAUUUUCUUUGUCUUUUUUUGUCCUUUUUUUAUUUUCUUUUGUCUUUUUGUCCUUUUUUUUUUUUUUUUUUUCUUUUUUCCUUUUUUUUUAUUUUCUUUGUCUUUUUGUCCUUUUUUUUUAUUUUCUUUGUCUUUUUGUCCUUUUUUUUAUUUUCUUUUCUUUUUGUCCUUUUUUUUUUUUUUUUUCUUUGUCUUUUUGUCCUUUUUUUUUAUUUUCUUUGUCUUUUUGUCCUUUUUUUUUAUUUUCUUUGUCUUUUUGUCCUUUUUUUUUAUUUUCUUUGUCUUUUUGUCCUUUUUUUUUAUUUUCUUUGUCUUUUUGUCCUUUUUUUUUUUUUUCUUUUUUGUCCUUUUUUUUAUUUUCUUUGUCUUUUUUUGUCCUUUUUUUUUUUAUUUUCUUUUGUCUUUUUGUCCUUUUUUUUUUAUUUUCUUUGUCUUUUGUCCUUUUUUUUUUUAUUUGUCUUUUUUGUCCUUUUUUUUUUUCUUUGUCUUUUUGUUUUUUUUAUUUUCUUUGUCUUUUUGUCCUUUUUUUAUUUUCUUUUUUUUUGUCCUUUUUUUUUUCUUUGUCUUUUUGUCCUUUUUUUUUAUUUUUUUGUCUUUUUGUUUUUUUUUUAUUUUCUUUGUCUUUUUUGUCCUUUUUUAUUUUCUUUGUCUUUUUUGUUUUUUUAUUUUCUUUGUCUUUUUGUCCUUUUUUUAUUUUUUUUUGUCUUUUUUGUCCUUUUUUUUUUUUUUCUUUGUCUUUUUGUCCUUUUUUUUUUUUUUUUUUUUUUUUUUAUUUUUUUGUCUUUUUGUUUUUUUUUUUAUUUGUCUUUUGUCCUUUUUUUUUUUUUCUUUGUCUUUUUUGUCCUUUUUUUUUUUAUUUUCUUUCCUUUCAAGAUUUAACAAUUAUGAUUUAAAUAUCCUUGUAUUUAUUUUUAGUGCCCAAGAAGAUAUUCCAAAAGCUGAUGAAGUUAAAACUUUAAUCAAAGAUAUCUGGGACCUUCGAGUGGCCAAACUACGGAGCAGUAUUGACACUUUAAUAAAAAGUGAAGCUACACAUGCUAAGCUGAACCACCUGACUUUAAUGGAGAUCAAUUCUGUGCGCCCAGUACUAACAAAUGCUAUGGACCAAAUGCAUAUACUUCGGGCUAACCUACACAAUCAGGAAACUGCUUAUUCCCAAGAUGCUUAA
Molecule: messenger RNA, 2112 nt
Organism: Acanthosepion pharaonis
Lineage: Eukaryota; Metazoa; Mollusca; Cephalopoda; Sepiida; Sepiidae
Source: the annotation of a GenBank genome assembly